Maniola jurtina (meadow brown) is the source of this 3699-nucleotide messenger RNA. RefSeq lists its product as uncharacterized. Bases 176 to 3541 code for a protein of 1121 amino acids. The transcript is spliced from 12 exons. Lineage: Eukaryota; Metazoa; Arthropoda; Insecta; Lepidoptera; Nymphalidae. The record is from RefSeq and is a predicted model, not a curated record. Gene Ontology annotation, molecular function: phospholipid scramblase activity. Gene Ontology annotation, biological process: plasma membrane phospholipid scrambling.
UAUCUACGGCCGUAGCCACUGAAAGCCUACGGGACGCUACGGCGCACGAGGUACCGCGCAGACUGACAACUUUCAGUACCCCAGUUGUUUUCCAGACAUCUCUGUGUCCGCACACUUUGAAAAACGCACCCUUUGUUUUGUUGUGACGUGUUAAAUGUUGUAAGAAACAAACGACAUGCGUGCAACGUGGAUUUGGGUAUUUGUCGUGUGUGCUGUGGCCUGCGCCUCAGGUGAGCGCGGCGGGUCCCUGCGCGGAGCCCUGGAAGCCCUGCAGAGACGACAGCGCAGCCGCCUGCACGGGCAGGUGCCUUCGCCGGACUAUGAAGCGCUUUAUGAGUUCGUGCCUCCCCAAGCAUAUCCUGAACCUGAUUAUGGCGAAGAUGUAGAAGAUAUGGACGAGGAACCCUCACCACAAUAUAUUGUAAAGUUACUGGGAAAUGAAAGGCCUUCUAAAGCUUAUGAGUACCAAAUAAUGAAGAAAAACUCAGCCUAUAAUGGACCUGUAAUGAAGCAAGAGUCACCUUUUCGCGAGCGCAGCCAGCAUUCAGAUAAUGAUAGACUUCGUGACCUCUUCAUGGAUAGAAAUGAAGGCGAGGAAAACAGUAAUGCUUUAGAAAAUAAAGAAGAAAAUGACGCCGAAUACGCCCUUCUUCUAAGUCAGCUUUGGUCAAAGUAUAAAAACAACAAAGAUCGAACUAAUGCUGACAGUGCGCCUCAAGGCGUUGUUAAGUUGUAUAAAGAAAAAAUUGUCAAGAAGCGAUAUCCAAACAAUUGGGGACCUAUAGCAUUUAAACGCAAACGUAGUUCAGAUUCAGAUUUAGACAGGUCAAUUUUAACUGAUACGGAGGCGAUUAAAAAACCCGUAGAAAACAUGAACCCGAUUGAUCCAAACAACUCUUAUGAAAUUCCUGAAGAUGAUAGAGACGAGAUGCGAGAAGAAUAUGCUAUUGCUUUCCAACCUCUCGAUGACGACAGCCUUUCUGAUUUAGCUGAUGAAGAUCAGUAUGCCUAUGAGUCUAUUGAAAAACGAUUUCCAAUAUCUAAACGGAGCAGUGGACCAUAUAAUUUUAAUAGUCAAAAGAAGAGAUUUGUACCAGAUCGAGGCCAACAUGACAACUCAAAAUCUUUUAGAAGCAGUGCCGGAACAGACCCAAAAAUAAUUAAUGAUUUAUCGAAAAUCUUUGGGGAUUCGGACAGUGAAAUUAUGAAAUCUCCUGUAAAGCGAAGUAGUGAAUAUGUCGAAGGUUCUCAUGAAACAAAACCUCCGACACUUAUUAUGGAAAGCCAUAAUCAUACUCAAGAUCAUAACAAUGGAACUCACCACACUGACCACAGCCACGAAGAGCAUAGUCACAAUAUACAUCCUCCUGUUAUAUCUAGCAAGGAACAUGAACAGAUUCAUCAUGAUCAUAGCAAUGACCAUGACCACGACCAUGAUUAUAGCCACGAUCGUAACCUUGACCACCAUCAUGAUCAUGAUCAUGGCCAUGAUCAUCAUAAUCAUUCCGAUGAUCAUAAAAAUACUCAAGACACUAACCCCGAUCUCGAUCAUGAUGCUGAAAGUGAGAAGCCAAUAAAAAUAAAAAAGAAGUCUAUUGACUGGUCCGACUAUUUUGGAAUUGACAAAAGGCAACAAAAAUCUGUUUCCUUUGUUAAUAAUCUUAAUGAAGAUAGACUGAAAAAACAAUACUUUGAUACAUUUAAUAAGGAAGUCAUUUAUCCUUUAAAUUCAUUUAGGAAACACAGUUUCGUUAAAAGAAAUUUUGUGCAGGCCAAAUCCAAUAAGGAAUCUGAUCUUCCAGCAAAUCAAAUACAUUCCCCUACAAUUCGUGACGAGAAAAGAAAUCCCGGAUCUGAUAAUGAAUCCAAACUGGAUAAUAUUGAUAGGAAACUGAGAAAUAUGGAAGGUUUAAUUGUUGACGAAGCAUUACAUUACUCGAAUAUUGGUGAGGAACUUGACUCGAAAGAAGAACAGGAGAUGAAAGAAAAGCUACUUUCACGUUUAGCUGCAGCUUAUAGUUUGGAAAAAAUGCGAAAAGCUCUUAAAGAUUUUAAACAAAGCCUACAACUGCAAAAGACAUCAUCAGGUUUGCAUUCUUCCCCGGACCAGGCUGACGCUAAAGAUAAAAGGGUGGCUGUUAAAAAAGAAAAGGUUAUUUUGAGUAAUGAAAUACCAACUAACAAUCAUGAAAAAAAUGAAGACUUUGAAGACGAGCAAGGAGCUGGACAUUACUUAAAUGGAAAAUUUGAAGAACAGUUGUCAGAAGGAUAUAUGGGUGGCAGUGGAAGACAUCGUAUUCCGGUUAUGUCAACUGUAAGUUCCUCGGGAGCAUGCCCAGUUUUAGCAAAGAUUGUGCAGCGAUGCCGCGGCGUUGAUCUAUUGGCUGGAGAUCGUGGACAACUAUUUCUCCCUUUGUGCAGUCUGCAUCAGAUUUGUUAUCUAUGUGGAGAAGCCCCACCGACGACUUGCGACUUGGUGUUUCUUUCUGAAGCCGAUUCUACAUGCGAGGGUGACAUGAGUUGUCAGCGAGCAGCUCGUUCCGCGUUAAUGGCACUGAGGGAACUACAUGAUAACUUAGCUGACGAACUAGACGGUGAAUGCGAAGCGAGUCCUUGCCUCCCCGCUACAUUAAAACUUAAUUUAGGAUGGCAAAGAGCACUGCAGCGAUUGUUAAUAGCUGGUACUACUAUGGCUAACAGGACUGAAAAUGAAAGUGACGGAGGCCUAGAAAAUCAUGCAGUAACAAAAGACGAUGGAUCAACGGUAAGACCUGCCUUAGUAAUCAACAUACAACCGCUAUCACAAGGAAUUAAUAGAGCUGGGCUCCCAGUGUCCACAACAGACUGGCAAUCCAACACUACGAGAGAACAAUUCAUCCCUAUGCAUGGUUUGGACUUCCUCAUCGGUGUUUCAAGUUUACAGAUCCAACAAACUGUGGAACUUGUUGAGUUAACUGCCAGAAUAGAAUCGGAAAACCGUUACAUAGUGAAGAUUCCACAAGGCGAAGCUUUGUAUAUAGCCAGUGAAGUUUCGACGCCGGCACAGCGAUGUCUAUGUGGUACUGGGCGAGGAUUCGUGAUGCACCUGCAUGACAACACGAGACAAGAAGCGUUGGUUUUGCAUAGACGGCUUGCUGCAGCGUCGUGUUGGUUUCCUUGUAGGUUACAGGAAAUGAAGGUAAUCACACCACCGGGAGACUACAUCGGAAGGAUUCAGCAGCAGUGGACCUGGGUGGUGCCAUUCUACUUGGUGCGUGAUGUAAAUGACACCGUGCUAUAUGUCUUGGAAGGGCCCGUCAGCUGGAAGCGUAGCUUGCAACUCUCGGAGUUUAAGAUCUUAACUGGUGAUUCUCUCCGUCAAGUCGGUAAAAUUUGUCACGGCUGGGACCGCGAGCUCGUCAGCUUCACCACCAAUAUCAGUUAUCCAGCUCAAGCUGUUCAACCAAAGCAUAAAGCCUUAAUUUUGGCGGCAGCAUUUCUUCUAGAAUACACUUAUUUUGAAAGAUCCAAAACUAGCUGUUGGCGAUGCAACUGCUGUUAGCGGUAAACAGGACAAGAUUACCUGUGUAUAACCAAGGACUAAUUAAGUUGAGACAAAUCGAAAGCAUCUUAUUCAGUGAUUACUAGAUUUGACUAGGUCUCUUAUAAUGUGGUAUUAAAAAGUGCAUUACUUAAUUAAACUUUUUUUAAUAAUUUUUU